AUGGCUAUUCAAUUUAAAAAAAUUGAAAAUAUAGUUAAAAUGUUUUUUGCUAUUAAAGAAAUUAACGAACUUGAAUCCAAGACCUUUCUUCCUUUAGUAAAAUUAAUUGCUCCCUUUAUUGGCUGGAAAAAGCCCAAUCUCGAUAGUUUUAUGAUUUUUCAAAAAGAUUUUACUGCAUGGAAUCGAAAAAACAACGAUAUGGCCAGUAAGCUGUGGCAAUGUAAUUUCAUGUUAUGGAAAAACAUUAAGAAUUCAAAAAAUAUUUUGGUUCAUGAAGAGAAGAUGAUAAUUGCUUAUUCGAUUCCAGAUCAAUCCAUUGACAAAAUACACAUACCUUACUUAGCUCCUGAAGUUUUGCGUACUAAGCAAUAUACAUGUGAGGCAGAUAUAUAUUCAUUAGGUAUUGUUUUAUAUGAAAUAACAACGGGUUUAUAUCCAUACCAUAAUAUUCUGAAUGAUGUUAAUUUGGAGAUUAAAAUUUGUAAUGGUAUAAGACCGGAAUUUCCAAACACAACGCCAAAUUUGAUUUCACAAAUUAUUAGUCAUUGUUGGAAUGCGGAUCCCUCUCGGCGGCCAAAUAUUGAAGAAUUAAAGGAAUUAGUUCAGAUAUUAAAAAUAUGA
Molecule: messenger RNA, 621 nt
Organism: Dentiscutata erythropus
Lineage: Eukaryota; Fungi; Glomeromycota; Glomeromycetes; Diversisporales; Gigasporaceae
Source: the annotation of a GenBank genome assembly